AUGUCAGUGGGGAGCAUGGAGAGAUCUUUCCAAGCUGCACAACUUUACAUGGAUAUUGAUUUGUUUGACCUGGACAGGACUCUCGACAAAGACCAGAAAUACAAAUUCAUCAAACACAUUGAACCGGGUGGCGAUAUCACACCUCCAGGAUCGUCAAAGAAAUACUGGCUACCAGGCAACUUUGAGAUACACGACAGAGGCAGCAAAAUACACAAUAAUGACGGGGCCAACGUGAUGGACCGUGAUUACUUGGGACAUAUCACACUGCAUAUAGCGGCCGAGUCUGGUACUGAAGUAGUUGUAAGUAUUUUCCUCGAAGAAGGGGCGGAGGUUUCCGCUUUUGUGGUUGAAGAGGAUAACACACCACGAAACUAUGCAGAAUCGAAUGGCCAUGAAGCAAUUAUAAGACUUCUAGACGAGGCAGCCAUACAGCGUGUGAAAAUGUCGCUUAAAAUGCUAUAUAUAGAUGUGGUACUGUGCGGAUGCUCAAUUAUCUUUAUCCGACUAGAUCCCGUAGAAGUUCGUACAGCUUCGUUAGGUGCCUAUCUACGACAGACUCUGCACACCAAUGAGGUGCUAAUUAUUAAAGAACACCGCACAAAAGCAAAAGUGAAGCGAUACGGUAAAUGA
Molecule: messenger RNA, 630 nt
Organism: Penicillium robsamsonii
Lineage: Eukaryota; Fungi; Ascomycota; Eurotiomycetes; Eurotiales; Aspergillaceae
Exons: 2
Coding region: 1-630 (209 amino acids)
Molecular function (GO): protein binding
Source: RefSeq, a predicted model, not a curated record